This is a messenger RNA of Alligator sinensis (Chinese alligator), 1958 nucleotides long. RefSeq names its product monooxygenase DBH like 1 (gene MOXD1). The record is from RefSeq and is a predicted model, not a curated record. Gene Ontology annotation, cellular component: secretory granule membrane. Gene Ontology annotation, biological process: octopamine biosynthetic process; norepinephrine biosynthetic process; dopamine catabolic process. NCBI's taxonomy places the organism in Eukaryota, Metazoa, Chordata, Crocodylia, Alligatoridae. Gene Ontology annotation, molecular function: copper ion binding; dopamine beta-monooxygenase activity. The annotation marks the transcript as partial. The transcript is spliced from 12 exons.
GGCGGCAGGGCCCGCGCCGACAUCGCCCUGGGCGGCGUGGACAGGGGCCAGCCCUACCUGCAGGAUUAUUUCACAGAUGAGAACAGAGCUUUGAAAAGAGACCCUCAACAGGAUUACCAUCUGGAGUAUGCCAUGGAAAAUAGUACACAUACAAUAUUGGCUUUUAGUAGAGAGCUGCACACUUGUGAUACAAAUGAUAAGCCUAUAACGGAGAGCACAAUGCGGGUGAUAUGGGCCUACCACCACAAAGAUCUUGGAGAAGCAGGUCAAAAUUAUCAUGGAUCUAAUCGUGGGUCAAAGAGUCUACGUUUACUGAACCCAGAGAAAACAAAUAUUAUAUCUUCCUCAUUGCCAUAUUUUGACCUGACAAAUAAACACGUGCCUAUACCAGAAAAAGACACAACAUAUUGGUGCCAAAUGUUUAAGAUACCUAUACAUCAUGAAAAACAUCACGUGAUAAAGGUGGAACCCUUGAUUCAGAAGGGCCAUGAGAGCCUAGUACAUCAUAUCCUGCUCUAUCAAUGUAGUAGCAAUCUGAAUGACAGCGUUCUGGACUAUGGCCAUGAGUGCUACCACCCCAACAUGCCAGAUUCUUUUCUCACGUGUGAGACAGUCAUUUUUGCUUGGGCCAUUGGAGGAGAGGGCUUUACAUAUCCUCCUCAUGUUGGUUUAUCCAUUGGCACAGCAACAGACCCUCAGUAUGUGCUUAUGGAAGUCCAUUAUGACAAUCCAUCAUAUCUAGAAGGGUUGAUAGAUAACUCUGGACUGAGGCUAAUUUAUACUCCAGUUUUAAGGAAAUAUGACGCUGGGGUUAUUGAAGCCGGUCUUUGGGUCAGCCUCUUCCACAAUAUCCCACCGGGCAUGCCUGAAUUCAUGUCAGAGGGUCACUGCACUCUGGAAUGUCUGGAAGAAGCUUUGGGUGAUGAACGACCAAAUGGGAUACAUGUAUUUGCUGUUCUUCUCCAUGCCCAUCUUGCUGGUAGAGUCAUCAGAAUGCGCCACUUCCGCAAGGGCGAGGAACAGAAGCUGCUUGCAUAUGACGAUGCAUUUGACUUCAACUUCCAGGAGUUUCAGUAUCUAAAGGAAGAAAGAACCAUCUUGCCUGGAGAUAAUUUAAUUACAGAAUGUCGCUACAAUACUACAGAUCGAAUUCAUAUGACAUGGGGUGGUCUGAGCACCAGAAAUGAAAUGUGCCUGUCCUAUCUGGUAUACUACCCAAGAAUCAAUCUGACACGAUGUGCAAGUAUUCCAGACAUAAUGGAGCAACUCUACUUUAUUGGUGUUAAGGAAAUAUAUAAACCAGUCAGGACUUGGCCUUUCAUUAUCAAGAGUCCAAAGCAAUAUAAAAAUCUCUCUUUCACGGAUGCAAUGAACAAGUUUAAAUGGUCCAAAUCAGAAGGUAUCUCCUACAAUGAGCUUGUACUUAGAUUACCAGUGAAUGUGAGAUGUUCAAAGACUGAUAAUGCAGAAUGGUCGAUCCAGGGCAUGACUGCAAUACCUCCUAAAAAAGAGAAGCCAUACAAGACUGAGCCAAUAAUAUGCAACUCAUCCUCUUGCUUACGCUGUAAUGUCUUCCUUAGCCUGUUGUUCAUUGCAUGUGUCACAAUAUGUACCCUAGGGAAAAGGGGGCUCUUUGUAUAAUAAUUUGUAUUUGUGUGUUCUUUAUGCCAUGCAGGUUCUGAUAUGUUUGCACUGUUGCUAUUGUAGAUUUAUUUUUUUACAUAUUAAUAAACUAAAUUGACUAGCUCAAAAAAAGGUGUUUACUUCAUCUGAAACCUGUGUCUAUUUGAUUUUCAGUGUACAGUAUGUAUAAAUAACAAUAGGCACACUGGUCCAAUAAAUAGCUCAAAUGGCUUCCCAUACAGUUUUGUUACAUCUUAUACUGUCUUUUCACACAAUGUUUCUAUAAGCAGUUAUGUAUUUGGGAAAAUUAAUAAACUAAAACUGAAUUAGCUAAC